Messenger RNA from Histoplasma mississippiense, 7122 nucleotides. RefSeq lists its product as hypothetical. Gene Ontology annotation, molecular function: ubiquitin protein ligase activity; nucleic acid binding; ribosome binding. The record is from RefSeq and is a predicted model, not a curated record. Gene Ontology annotation, biological process: protein ubiquitination; rescue of stalled cytosolic ribosome; DNA integration. The transcript has 11 exons. NCBI's taxonomy places the organism in Eukaryota, Fungi, Ascomycota, Eurotiomycetes, Onygenales, Ajellomycetaceae. Bases 1 to 7122 code for a protein of 2373 amino acids.
AUGGCUGAUAUAUCCCGUAAUACUCCCCAUACUUCUCCUCCACAACGAGACCAGAACCCUACCAGAGGCAAUCGGAGACAACGUGGCGGCGCAUCAGCCAACGUGCAUACAGAUACCCAUCAGCGCCGCGAAAAGAGCGGUGGCAGAGGCGGCAGAGGCGGAGGAGGCAGAGGUUCGCGGGGUGCACGAGAGGGGGCACCGGAUGGAAGAAGGCAAACAAGACCACAAUCAGAAAGUCACUCUACGAUUCGGUCGGGCCAAUUCACAGAUGGGGACUACGGCGAACCACCCGGCUCAACCCCUCGGAGUGGAGGCACCUCCGGUGAUCGCCUGGCCGGAGAUGCCAAACGUACUGAGGGCGAGGGCGCGGCUGUGACCGCAGCUGCCGCGAUGGAUGAGGAGGCGGAUACCGGCGAAGUGUGCUUUAUCUACACGGUUUUGCUCCUGAGGUAUAACUGCCCGGAUACGGAGUGCGAUGUCGCAUGUCUGGGAUGGCCAGACCUACAUCGCCAUGUAAAGAGCCAGCAUCACAAGGUUAUGUGUGAUUUAUGUACUCGGAAUAAGAAGGUGUUUACUCAUGAACAUGAGCUCUUUUCGAUGACCCAACUGCGGAAGCAUGAGAAAUACGGAGACGAUAUCCCUGGCGCUAUUGAUCAAAGCGGUUUCAAAGGUCAUCCAGAGUGCGGAUUUUGCCGACAGAGGUUCUAUGGGGAUGAUGAACUUUACACGCACUGUCGAGAUAAGCAUGAGCGAUGCCAUAUCUGUGACCGACGCAAUGGAUCCCGGCAGCACCAGUAUUAUAUCAACUACAAUUCCCUCGAGGACCAUUUCAGCAAGGACCACUUCCUCUGCCUUGACAAGGAGUGCUUGGAGAAGAAGUUUGUAGUCUUUGAAUCACAAUUGGAUUUAAAGGCCCACCAAUUAGAGUGCCAUCCAGCGGGGCUCUCCAAGGAUGCAAGGAGAGAUGCAAGAACAGUUGAUUUAUCCACUUUCGACUACAGAACUCCCUACCAACCACAGCGGGGUGGAAGAGAGGGAAGAGGUGCAGGAAGAGGACGCGAUCCUAAUGCAGAAACUCUCCCUGUAUCCAGCGCGCAACCUUUGAGACGGGAUGAGCUGGCUUACCAAAGACAAAUCGCCAUUCAAAGCGCUCAAUCUGUCACUAGCAGGACAUUCGGCGGCCAGCUCACACCCAGCGGGGCUCAGACAGUUUGCGUGCCACCUCAAUCAGCUGCUCCCCCUCCCUCCACUACCCCAGCGACUCUUCCUCCCGCUUUCGAAGCGCUAGACCUUGGCCGUCCCAAUGUGACACCCUCUACUCCCCAGGAACAAGCCCGCAAAACUGCACAUGGCGCUGUGAUGGCCCGUGCGACAUCUCUCCUGCGCAAUGACUCACUCAAAGUAUCCGAAUUCCGCAACAAAGUGUCUUCCUACCGCACUGGUGCUAUCAACGCCCCCUACCUGAUAGAAUCCUUCUUCUCACUUUUCGACGCUUCAUCUAGCGAACUAGGCACUCUAAUAAAGGAGCUUGCCGAACUCUACGACGACAACUCAAAACGCACUGCCCUUCUCAAAGCUUGGAAUGACUGGCGCGCCAUAAAUGAAGACUACCCCGCCCUACCCGGGCCCAACGGGGUACUAUCAAAUACCAGUCCAAGUACCAGCGGCGGUGGAAAACGCGUGCUACGCCUAAAGUCGUCGACGGCGCAAUCCUCGCGCUCGGCUGUCGGGCGCAGCGGAAGCCUCUUAGGAACAUCAAACGGCAUCAGCACCAGCAGUAAUCCAUUUCCGCCCCUUGGAGGACCCACUGGCGGUAGGAACGCACGUACAUCAGCAUCACCUUGGUCGACUGUAACCCCUCCAUCUCGUUCAGCAGGGAGUUCACCGGCCCCCUCCCGCCCGUCUCUAUCAAGUGGCCCCAAAUCUGCCACGCCCGCAGCUCCCUUCACACGAGGCACUAACGCGGACGCCUUUCCAGCGCUCCCUGCCGCUCCGAAACCCAACACCCUCAUGGCGGGACUGACGCGUGGUACGGUUCGAUGGGGUGGUACAUCGUCAGGCAAUGCGGCACCUUCUCCAUGGGGCAGGGGAGGGGUUAAUCCUACUCCUGCGGAGGCUGUGAGUAGCAGCCAUUGUCAGUUUCAUUUAUUUACUAUAAUAUUUGUUUUUAACCCGCGCUCAAACAGAGACGAAAAAAAACUAGCAAUCCUUCAAUCAAGCAAGCUUUACACCUUCCACAGAUCUCGCCCUCAUACCCGCUCGCAUUCUCGCGUCCUGCCCUCUGGCUCAGUAGUGGCGGAUGAUGAUAUUCCCCCACGCCCAAGCUCUGCUCACGAUCGCCCGCCAGGAGCAUUUGAGAGCUCUAUUAAUGAGCCCGAUCCUCCUGAAACGCCGUUCCGAUUCGAAGCUGGAUUGAAUACAGCUCCUGACACAGUCAGGCCUGCGGCCCGACCUACCCAACCUACCCAAUCUACCCGAACCACCCGACAGCUCAGUGAGGCUGGUUCUCAUCAUGAUGAGGCGGCUCGACGUUCUGAGGCCUUGCUUUCCGACGAGGUCUUGUCGGACGUGCAAUUGCAACGCCUCAUGAUGACCUUUGAGAUGGAGAAGGAGAGGCGUAAGAUCAUGGAGGAAAAACGGAAGGCUCUGGAAAUCGAGUUAAAACUAGAAGAAAUGCGUGCUCGCAGAGCCGCGAAUAACCCUCAGAAUGCUGAUAAUAAUACACCGACUACUCCUACAGCCCGAACGCACACAUGGGACCCGGAUCUUGGUGAAAGAUUGGAGUAUAACCUCUAUGAUCCGGACAGCCGUGUCGGCAAGGCAAUCGCCCAAUUUAAAGAAGAUGUAAAAUCAAUGACCAAGCCGAACGCUCUGACCGGCACGUCAAAUUUCCUCACAUGGAACGCGUCAAUGAAGACCAAGCUGGUUGACGCGCAGUGCUGGGGUAUAAUAGAAAAGCAGCAGGUUCAGAACCCCCUGCAGGACCCCGAAUGGGCUCCCUUUUGGGACGCCCGAAACCGUUGGACCUACGCGUUCAUUUCGAACUCUUUGGGUGCGAACGUCAGGCCACGUUUCAUAAAAAAUGAUGAGAAUAGGAUUGCUUACACCCUCUGGCGGGCAAUUGAGGAGGAAUACUCUAUCCCCAAGACCCAGCUCCGCCGAGAGGCAGUCCUAGAAUUCACAUCGCUUGGUGGCACUCAGGUCACUAACGUGCACAGUUUCUUUGAUAAGUUCCGUGCCGCGAUCAUGAAGUUGGAAAUGAUGGAUGCUCACCCGCCUGACGCGUGGGUAUUUGACAUAUUCUAUUCCGCCCUUCCGAACGUUUGGAGGGGUUAUGUACAGAAGAAGAUUGAGGAGGCCCAAGAGUCCAAAUCGACCCCGGUUGUAUUGGACGUUCACCUUCUCAUGGAGGAGAUCCGAUCUCAAUUGGACCCUCCAAAAGAUAAAAAGCCCGCACAAUCGGUGAAUACAGCUGCCAACGCUGCCCAAUCGGGGGCCACAGCAGCUGCCGAUUCCGCGAACAAUAAUAGCGCGAAUACAUCUAACUCGGCCCGUGGAGGUCGUUCCGGACGCGGUCGUGGCGGCUCCCGCGGCAGUGGCCGUGGUGGAGCUGGCAAUCCGCCGACCUGCUCCGAGUGCAAUAGAUCCCACUUCGGCACUGUCUGUUGGUUUACGAAUCCCGACCAGGCGCCCGAUGAUUGGAAGGCCAAUAAUGCUACUAAGUUAAAGGAGUUCAAAGAGAAGGAGAAGGCGAAGAAGGAUAAGGACAAUAGUGGGGGCAAGACCCAGUUAGUGAUUACGGACGGGUCAGAGUCCUUUCAGAUGGCGAACCUUGCAAAGGUUAUAAAUGUGCCGGCCUGCUUUGUGGAACCCCACAAGGAUCCCCUAACCAUAUGGGAUAGCGGCGCUGGCUGCCAUAUCGCGAGCGAUAGAUCACGAUUUUCAAUGCUUUUUACGAUCGACGGUCCUACGGUCCAGGUGGCCAACAAGGCCGUUCUGAAGGUCCAAGGCGUCGGCAUGGCGUCCAUCCCAGUCGGCGAGAGGUUGAUUGAAUUCAAUCACGUAUACUACGUGCCAGGACUGUCAGCUAACCUCAUCUCCGCUGGGCUUAUGGAACGGCAGGGCUAUAUUCGCCGUGAUAUGCACGUUGACGCUGGAAAUUAUUUUGAGUUCCUGUCCCCUACUGGCAAUGACGUGUUCUAUGCCAACCUUUCCCGCAAUAAUAUUUACAUCCUAUCCGACAGUCCUCCGACGUUUGACGGCGUUAUGAAUGACCAAGAAUAUGGGGCGGUCGCGUACGUGGCUGUUCCGAAACCAAAGACAAUUUCAACGGAUUAUGAUCCGAACGCAGGGUCCCUAGGGCCGUUCAACCGUGAGGAGGUUGAGCAAUUGAUUAACCCCAAGGAUCCGGAUACGGAUUCCUUCGUCAUAUCCCCACCUAACCGACUCCCUGCCGUGGUCCCGAAGCAACUGCCGUUUGAUGAAUGGCACCGUAGAUUGGGCCAUAUCGGCGAAAAUAAUAUAUUGAAGAUGGCCAGGGACCCUCGCUUCGGAAUUGCCAUUAUCGGCCCGAAGAAGUUGUCAUUCUGCGCCACGUGCGUCAAAGCCAAGCAGAGGCGCGCUACGUAUAAGAAUUCCGCACCACGCCGUGCCACUCGCAAAGCUCUUAAGAUUUGGGUGGAUAUUUUCGGCGGAGGUGAGACCCUAGGAACCGAAAAUGACAUAUCCUCCUACGCCGGCAAGAAACUUGCCAUGGUCAUUACAGACGACGCAACGCGAAUGAGAUGGAUUUUCCUACUGGAACGCAAGGAUGAGACGUUGAAAUAUUUACGAAUCUUCAACCAAUUCAUCAAGAACCUGCUGGGCCGUGGCAUCGCGAUUAUACACUCCGAUCGCGGCGAAUUGAAUUCGAACGCGGCUACGGCAUAUAUGCUUAGCGAGGGGAUUAAGUGGGAACCCACUCCCCCCCAUACUCCACAACAAGAUGGGGUAUCCGAACGUUCGAUCGGGUUAAUUAUUGAAAAAGCCCGAUCGCUAUUAAUAGACUCUUCCGCUCCCGAAAAGAUGUGGGGUGAGGCGGUUAUUGCGGCCACGGAGCUGCUCAAUCUUAUGCCGACCUCCACGAUUCUAUAUGGCGGUCCCGAAAAUAUGAAGCCGAUUACCCCAUAUGAGGCAUGGCUUGGAGCGCUCCCGUCGGCCCGUGGAAUCCGCCGUUGGGGUUGCAAGGCGUUCCUGAAAAUAGUCCCUAAGCCCACGAAUAAGAUGGCUUCCCGCUCAUUAGAGCUAAUUUUUGUAGGUUACGAUGGCUUUACCAAUUACAGGUUGGUUGACCCUUCCAAUGGGCGUCUAUAUAUAUCCAAAGACGUCAUUUUCCAGGAGGAUCUUCACCUUAUGGAUCCGUCGGCCCCAGCCACUGGGCACCCGAAGACCCUACCCACGGCGGCCCGUCAGGCGGCUGCAGCGAUUCCUUCGCCGAUUCCUUCGCCGACUCCUGGCCCGAUUCCUUCAGUUAAUGACCUAUUCAUCGAUGAAGAAGUCCAACCCCUCCGUCCGCUAUUCCUAGUUCCCACCAAUAAUUGGUGGAUAGACUAUGAAAUAUCAGCGAGAAUACCGACCUUUUUGGUGCAGAAUACACCGAUUUCCCCUAGCCCUCCUAUUGAGAUUGAGGAUACCCCGACAAUUACAGGGAAUAACGAUUCAGUGGGGGAAUCUUCAGUGGGGGACGGUUCCGAUGAUCUGCCUUCCGAUCCCGAGAUAUAUGGGUUGCCGAUUCCGAAGAAUCUCACGCGCGCUAAGGCUUCCCCUGAGUGGAAGUUCUACUAUAAGGCCUGCGUUAAAGAGGUUAAUCGCUUAAAGCAAAUUGGGGCCUGGCGAUUAAUUGAAAGAACCCCUAAUAUGGCAGUCCUUCGGGGCCAAUGGGUGUUCGACAAGAAGUUCAAUAAUUUGGGUAAAGUCGUCCGCUAUAAGGCCCGCUGGGUGGUCUGCGGCAAUUAUCAACAAAAGGGUGUCAACUAUUCGAAGACCUUUGCACCCGUCGUUUCCGCCUCCACGGACUCUACGGUCUUAAGCAAGCAGCGCUUUUAUGGCUUCCGUGUCAGUCCUUACGAUGCUGGACUGUUCAUUCAUGACGCGAGAAAGGUCUAUAUGACUGUAUACGUGGAUGACGUACGCCUAUACGGCCCGAAGAUCGAAGAUCUCAACUGGGCCAAGGCCGCAAUCGCCGCUAAUUACGAAAUCAAGGAUGUGGGCGAUUCGAACCGAUAUUUGGGCAUGAAGAUUGAGCGGGAUUCGACCUCCCUUACGUUGUCCCAACCCCUAUUUAUUACGAAUCUUCUGGAGGAAUUCGCUAUGGAUGACUGCCACCCUACGUCUACUCCCAUAGAGGAGAACGUUGAUUUCAUGAAUGACAAUGAGGAACCGGUCGCUUAUACGGCGGAAUUUACCCUACGCUCCUAUCAGUCAGGCAUUGGAUCCCUGCAAUACCUUGCGACCAAUACACGUCCUGACGUUAGCUUUGCAGCAGGCUUUCUAGGCCGAUUCAGCGCCCGCCCUACCUCGAAGAAUUGGGCCGCUUUCAAACGUACGCUCCGCUACUUGCAGGGCACGAUUAAUGCGGCUAUUUUAACCUACUACAAAGACGCCGAUAUCGAACCCGUGGCGUACGCCGAUGCCGAUUGGGCCGGUAGGGAUCCGGGAUCCCGCUCAACUACCGGCUACAUCAUAUAUAUGGCGGGGGGCCCCGUCGCCUGGCGAAGCUGCCGGCAGACAGGGGUCUCCAAAUCAUCAACCGAGGCCGAAUAUAUCGCAUCCUCCGAAGCCGCAUAUGAGCUCGUCUGCCUACGGGAGCUCCUAGAAGAUGCCGGUUUCGUGCCGUCCCGCCUCAAUAAUCUGGAUGCCGACGAUCACCCCAACCCACCUCCGGCGAAUGGCCUUGCUUAUACGAUUCAUGCCGAUAACAAGUCUGCCAUCGAGCUAUCCUCUUCCGAAGCGAUUCCGCGCCGAUCGAAGCAUAUAGAGGUCCGAUUCCAUAUCCUUCGGGAUCUCGUCCGCAAGAAUGAGAUAUCGGUCCGUUACUAUGAACAAAUUAACGUGUAUAUGCACGAGGGCUUCGUCAAUAUCUGA